Oryzias melastigma (Indian medaka) is the source of this 3864-nucleotide messenger RNA. It is a transcript of the gene hjv, whose product is annotated as hemojuvelin BMP co-receptor. Gene Ontology annotation, biological process: BMP signaling pathway. Lineage: Eukaryota; Metazoa; Chordata; Actinopteri; Beloniformes; Adrianichthyidae. Bases 1053 to 2291 code for a protein of 412 amino acids. The transcript has 5 exons. Gene Ontology annotation, molecular function: coreceptor activity. Gene Ontology annotation, cellular component: plasma membrane. The record is from RefSeq and is a predicted model, not a curated record.
UUUCAGAAAAGACGACGAGGGCGGGACACACAGACAAAAGGAAAACUUUUUGAUUUCAUUCAUUCAACAUUUCUUUUUUUUUCUCAAAAUGUUUGAAUCGCCUCCAAAAACAAAUCAAAAUAGAAGUGAAGCUUCAGGUCAUAAAUAGAUUUCUGCGUCCUGAAGGUCUGAAAUAAAAAUAACCGUGUGCAUGUGCGCGCGUGUCGGUGUGGGGGGUGCACGUGGGUGUGUGUGUGUGUGUGUGUGGGGGUGUGUGUGUGUGUGUAAGUGGACAGUUGUCGUGCAGCAGGUUCUUCUCUGGGAUUAGAAGAGCCUGAAGCUGCCGGUCAGCUGUGACCAGGACCCAGGCUGGACCCUGCAGAGUUCUGGACAGAGUUCUGGACAGAGUUCUGGACAGGCCAGUGGGAACGUGGAGUCUCCUGCAGGUUCUGGAGGAUUUUCCUGGACCCCCUCACCACCGUCUGAUCCUAAACCAGCUGAGGUAAGACGGACCUCAGGGUCAGCAGCAAAGUGUCCUGUCCCUCGUUCGGAGCUCCAGCACUGAUCCACAUGCACAUCAUGUUUGGUGUUCUGUCCAGACUGAUCUCUCAUCUCCAGUCCAGCUUCCUGGACCAUGGAGCCUGAUUCUGUUCACCUCAUUGAACCCUUUGGUUUCUUGGGUCGGUCUUGAAGGCAGAACCUGAACAGAAACAGCUUUUCUUUCUGUGAUAGAGGUUUCGUUUGUGUCCUGAAUGAAUGUUUUAUCAGAGAAAAGUCUGAGUUUUAUUUUUCUCUUUUAAAUCUAGAAUGAUUUCCUCAUUAAUACGACACUUCCUGAAGAAGGGCCAUAGAGGAGCAGCCGCAUCUUGACGGCGCACAGGUGUGUCUUACAGGUUUCCAACGAUAUGCGUGUCUUCCCCAAGAGGCGACACUUUCACUUCCUUCCUGAGGCUCGUUUGAGACCAAUAUGGGCUGAAGGUCACUUUACCAGAACCGAUUGGUGCGGCCAGCAGUCUAAGAAGAGAUGUCCAGAAUUUCCUCUCCUGUGAGUCAGUCCUGAGGUUGAUCUGCUGAUGGAGCGUAAAACGGCUUCUCAGUGCUCUCGGUUACCAUGGAAACACUACAUCCACCUGACCCUACUGAUGGUCCAGCUGAGUUUACUUGAAGUGGGAUACUCCUGCCAGAUCCUGAAGUGUAACUCAGACUUUGUGGCUUCCAAGUUGGACCUGGCGAGCAGCAGCAGUGGAGGGGCAGGAGGAGGAGCUCCACCCAGCAGGGAGGCGGUGAAUGCUGGGUACUGCAGCGCCCUGCGCUCAUACACGCUGUGCACCAAAAGGAUGGCUCGGCCGUGCCGGGGUGACCUGGCGUACCACGCUGCGGUGCAGGGCAUCGAGGACCUGCUGAUCCAGCAUCGGUGCCCCCAGGUGGGGCCCACGGCUCAGCCGCGCCCGCUGCCUCAAGGCACGCUGUCAGGAAACACCUGUCUCUACGAGAGGAGCUUCUUUGACAGGAAGGGGCGAAUGCCAGAGUACCUGCACUGCGGCAUCUUUGGGGACCCCCACAUUCGGACUUUUAACAAUGACUUCCAGACAUGUGCAGUACAGGGGGCGUGGCCUGUCAUUGACAAUGAGUACUUGUAUGUACAGGCCACCAGCUCGCCAGCAAAGGAGGGCUUGUACCCUACAGUCCUCACCAAGAUCACCAUCAUCUUCAAGAACUGGCGCCAGUGUAUCGACCAGCAGCUCUACCAGGCGGAACUGGGUAACGUUCCAGCCGCCUUUGCUGAUGGCUCUGUGUGGAGCGGCGAGCGGUGGGGUCACCGCAGUCUGUCGGUGCAGACCCAGAGUCCUGGGCGGCACGCUGAGAUCUGGGCGGCACACAUUGGCACGCUGUUGGUGGUGCGUCAGAGCGGCGGUUCUCUCAGCUUGUCCGUCCGGUCGCCCCGCAGCGUGGUGGAGGCCUUCGAGCCUGAGCAUGACCUGCAGCUGUGUGUGUGGGGCUGCCCCGCCUCCCAGAGGGUCAGCAUGUUACGCCCGCCCCCUCCUGAAUCUGUGGUGUCUGUGGCAUCCGCCCACUGCGGGGCGCUACUCCCCACCAAAGACAUCUACUACAAGGCCUGUAUCUUUGACCUGAUCACCAGCGGAGACCUGAACUCCAGCCUGGCUGCUGUCAGCGCCCUGCAGGACGCCCGCACCAUGAUCCCCAACGGGGAGGGGCUACAUCUACGACCUGUAACCGCUGCAGCAAACGCACCGCCACGCCUCCCACUGGUAAUGCUGCUGAUGCUGCUGGGAACUCUGACCCAGACCUGACACCACAGGAAGUGACCUCAGAGGAGGUGUUCGACCCGCAGAGGUCCGACAUUAGCAACAGAACCGGCGCAGAACAUAAACGAGUUGGUUCAAACCUUUUGAGCGUUGGGGCCAAGAGGCUCCUCCUACUUUUACUGAUGCAUCUGAUUGGUCAGUUUAUGACUUGAAUGACUUGAACUACAGAAAAAUAGGAUUAUCAAGAAGAGGAAAAUAAGGUGUUGAUUAUUCUGACCAAUAGAUUGAGUCCAUGAAAUUUUGGCUUCUUGGAGCCACUUCCAUUUCGGAACGCCAAGGGGGAGGGGACACCCUGUCCAGUUCUUUUAUACAGUCAAUGACCACAAGUUGCACACUUUUUCAUUGGGGGUCUCAGGAGCUUUUCAAGGCCGACUGUGAUUAAAAACCACAAACAGCGACUGAGAGCUGCUCAUGGGGUUUGUUGUUCCUCCGUUCCUGCAGGACAUCAGCUUUGUGUUCAUCUAAACAAGCCCAGUUUCUCAUAAUGGAGCUAUAUCACCAAUGACAUUCUAAUGUAGUUUCAGUGUUAAGCUACAGUCUCGUUUGGUGUCAUUUUGAAACGCUCCAGGAUUUUGAUAUUGCAACAUUUUAUAAUUGCAAACUAUUCAGUGAAUAAUAAAAAAACCAUUCAGGAAUGCUACAUAUACAACCAGAGAAAGGUCAGGUGCAUAGUUUUUGAAUUACCCCUGAAGUGAGUCAGCUCACAGUCAUUCAUCCAGACCUCCUUUCACUAGACAACUGGUGCCUGGAAGCAGUUUCACUUUGAAAAAGUGGAUCCUCUCAACAUGUUUAUCAUGACUGAAAUAUGACAGCUGGAGCUCUUAAUAAUGAUGAUCUGCUUGAAUUGAGUAUGUGUGCAGUGUUGGCUAAUUUACUCUAAAAAGUAAUUGAUCACUUUACUUUAGUUACUGGCUGAAAUUGUAAUGACAUUACUUUACUUAUUACAUGUUUUAAAAUGUAAUUCACUCGUUUACUUUUUUCUGGUCGAGUACAAAUUCUCAAGGGAAAAACAGCAUUAACUCGAUCCUCUUGUCUUUCAUUCACACUGUUCUUUAAACCAAUGGCCUCAUGCAAACUAUGAACAUGGUUCAACAUAACCUGACUCCAUUAGAAUUCAGACGGCUGACAGAACAAUGAGUUCCAGCCUAUGUGGUCUAUGCCACUGAUCAAAGACAGAUGUGGGGAAACAUCUGUUACACCUAAGCACAUAUUAAAUCUGAAACUAAGUCGAUUGAAAACCUUAAUUAACUGUUUAUUGCCUCAAGCAGUUUCUCUCUCCACCUCAAAUGCAAAAGGUCAUGCUGACAUUAGGGGGCGGGGCUAGUGAUGAUGAUUCCAGCUCUUCUUAGCAAACUGGCUUCAUUUCACUAAAAGAAUCAUCUCUUUCAGCUUCCAAAUGCCUCUUCAGGUUGUUUUGUUGUAUAUAAUAUUAUGCACAAAAGGAAUUACUACUACUACUAAUAAUAAUAAUGUGUUUUUAUUUAUGAAUGUUGAUUAUAUAUAGAUGCUUUUAUUUAUUAACUUCAGAUAAGAUGUAAUAAAAUGACUUCUACUAUCA